AUGCCUGAUCCAGUUAAAGCAGCUAAGAAAGGCUCCAAGAAAGCCGUCUCUAAGGCUACAAAGCCCGGCAAGAGGAGGAGAAAGAGCAGGAGGGAGAGCUACUCCAUCUACGUCUACAAGGUACUGAAGCAGGUCCACCCGGACACCGGCAUCUCCUCCAAGGCGAUGAGCAUUAUGAAUUCCUUCGUCACGGACAUCUUUGAGCGCAUCGCCGGGGAGGCUUCUCGCCUGGCGCAAUACAACAAGCGCUCCACCAUCAGUUCAAGGGAGAUCCAGACCGCCGUCCGCCUGCUCCUCCCGGGAGAGCUGGCUAAGCACGCCGUGUCCGAGGGCACUAAGGCCGUUACCAAAUACACCAGCUCUAAGUAA
Messenger RNA from Nerophis lumbriciformis (worm pipefish), 369 nucleotides. NCBI's taxonomy places the organism in Eukaryota, Metazoa, Chordata, Actinopteri, Syngnathiformes, Syngnathidae. The record is from RefSeq and is a predicted model, not a curated record.